Amaranthus tricolor (Joseph's coat) is the source of this 1302-nucleotide messenger RNA. Its product is annotated as GATA transcription factor 20-like. The coding region runs from base 193 to 1038 and encodes 281 amino acids. The transcript is spliced from 7 exons. Gene Ontology annotation, molecular function: protein binding; zinc ion binding; sequence-specific DNA binding. Lineage: Eukaryota; Viridiplantae; Streptophyta; Magnoliopsida; Caryophyllales; Amaranthaceae. Gene Ontology annotation, biological process: regulation of DNA-templated transcription. The record is from RefSeq and is a predicted model, not a curated record.
UUAUUAUUUUUCCUUAAUGAUGUAUCUUCAGAACCUGGAUAAUGGUCUCUUCACUUUUACAAAAACGACUUUUUAGCUCUGACAACAAAAUCUAAUUCCCCAUUUUUAUCCAUUUUUAGCCCUUCCCUUUCCUCUCUCCUACCUCAACAACCCCCAUUUUUCUCCUUCAAAGAAUUAGGGUUUUACAGGAAAAUGGAGCAAGUAAUUUCAAAUCGAUUCGAAGAUCAAAAUCAAGUUGCGAUUACGGAAGAAGAUGACGACUCCUUUGACACUGACACUGAGGAAUUCAGUAAUGGCGAUGAAGAAAUAGAGGUGGAAGACGAUGAAGAUGAAGAUAAAGAAGCGCAUGUUAGCAUAGCAAUUCCUGGUGAUGCGAUGAACAUUAAGAGUAAUUUGACAUCUGGUGCUUCUUUGAUGUGCUCUGCUUCGUCUUCGUUGGUUCGGAGAAAAACUGGUGAACUUACUAUUGCUUUUGAAGGAGAAGUUUAUGUAUUCCCUUCUGUUACUCAUGACAAGGUGCAAGCAAUUUUAUUACUCUUGGGAGGCCGUGACUUUUCAACUAGUGUACCUACAUCGGAGUUCCUACUCCAGCAGCAUGACAUGACAACAGGUGAUCUAUCAUAUGGCCAAAAAAUAUCCCAUAGAAUCGCAUCUUUGGUUAGAUUUCGAGAAAAGAAGAAAGAAAGAUGUUUUGAUAAGAAAAUUCGUUACACAUGCCGAAAAGAGGUUGCUCAGAGUAUGCGCACUUGUCAACACUGUGGAAUUAGUGAUAAGUCCACACCAGCUAUGCGUCGAGGGCCAUCUGGUCCCAGGACUCUUUGUAAUGCUUGUGGGCUAAUGUGGGCGAACAAGGGAACCCUCAGAGAUCUUUCAAAGACAGGGAGGAUUGUACCAUUUCAGGGUGACCGGGACACUCCGAGUGAUAGAAAGCCUUUAGCAAUGGAGCCUGGUAAUUCUUAUGGAAAUCAAGAAAUGCAGAGAUGCGCAGAGGGUAUUGCCAUGCAUGGAAAGUUAAAUAAGGGCACAAGAGACUUUUGAAGAGCUUUGGAAGAACCCAGAAGAAAGUUAUUAAGGAAUGUUUUAUGUUAUUUUGUUAUUAAUUUGUUCAUGAGUUAGUUUGUUAUUCUUGCAAAAGAAGGCAUCCUCAUAUUCAUGUAUAUAUAAAGAAGGGGAGGGAAGGAAAGGAAAUCAUGAUUUGUAUUGACAUUCAGUGUGGUUACGCAUUUGGGAGCCUUGAGCAGCUCAAAUAGCGCAUAUAUCCUAUUACAUAAUGCAAUCAUUUUCUUAUUGAUUGCCAAUUCA